This is a messenger RNA of Propithecus coquereli (Coquerel's sifaka), 4543 nucleotides long. RefSeq names its product protein phosphatase 2, regulatory subunit B'', alpha (gene PPP2R3A). Lineage: Eukaryota; Metazoa; Chordata; Mammalia; Primates; Indriidae. Gene Ontology annotation, molecular function: protein phosphatase regulator activity; calcium ion binding. The record is from RefSeq and is a predicted model, not a curated record. Gene Ontology annotation, cellular component: protein phosphatase type 2A complex. Gene Ontology annotation, biological process: protein dephosphorylation. Bases 603 to 4055 code for a protein of 1150 amino acids. The transcript has 14 exons.
AGGAGGAGGGGGCCGCGGGCGGCUGGGCGGGGCACGCUCAGGCCUCCGCUCCUCACUAGCCGCAUUCGUAGCCCCAGAGCCCGCGCCGCAGGGAGCUCUGGAGGCGAGUGCCGCGCGCGAGCCGAGGCAGCAGCCGGAGGAGGAGCCGCGGGCGCCGAGGUUUCUCUGUCAUUCACAGAAAAAUGGAUCAUUUAAACCUUCGGAGGACUCAGUUAUCACAAUACUUCUAUACUACCAACUAAGAUUUAAGACAGUAAAUUUAUGACAGUAAAUUUCUACAUGUAGAACUGUUGAAGAACUAAGAGGAUAUUCUUUGAUAAAAAUAAUUCUGUAGUAUCAUGAUACUACUAAAUAAAACUAAAAAGCACAAUUAUUUAGUUAUUAGAUUUGUUAAUACAAGCACACAUGUGCAGUAGCUACUGUAUCCUAAUAGUUACCAAACCUCAAAUUUAGAUGGUUUCCCUUCUUGGGAAGAGUCAUUAUAUUUCCAAGAAACCACUGAAUGUUGUCAUUAAAUAUAUUUCCAGAUAAGUGCCAUUUAGAAUUUUCUUGAAACAAGUUCUAGAAAGUUCCAAGUUCCACCACUAAGUGGAUUUGAUAUUAUGGCAGCAACUUACAGACUUGUGGUUAGCACUGUGAACCACUACAGCAGUGUGGUGAUAGACCGGCGUUUUGAGCAAGCUAUACAUUAUUGCACUGGAACCUGCCACACCUUCACACAUGGAGUUGACUGCAUUGUGGUACAUCAUAGUGUUUGUGCAGACCUCUUGCACAUCCCUGUGUCUCCGUUCAAAGAUGCACAUCUGAACUCUAUGUUUCUACCCCAUGAAAAUGGGCUUUCCUCGGCCGAAGGUGACUAUCCCCAUCAGGCCCUCACAGGCAUACCCAGGGUCAAGAGAGGAUCUACAUUUCAGAAUACCUGUAACUUAAAGGACAUUGCAGGAGAAGCAAUCAGUUUUGCCAGUGGGAAAAUAAAAGAGUUUUCCCUUGAAAAACUCAAAAACUCUAACCAUGCAGCUUACAGAAAGGGAAGAAAAGUUAAAUCUGACUCAUUUAAUAGGAGGUCAGUUGAUUUUGACUUGCUCUGUGGCCAUUAUAACAAUGAUGGGAACUCCCCAUCCUUUGGUUUACUACGGAGUUCCUCAGUUGAGGAAAAAUCUUUGUCCUGUAGAAACUCACUUGAUACAAACCUGACUUCCAUGCUUCUUCAAAACUUCUCUGAAGAAGAUCUGGUUACUCAGAUUUUGGAAAAACAUAAAAUAGAUAAUUUUUCUUCUGGGACAGACAUAAAGAUAUGCUUGGACAUCUUGCUGAAAUGCUCUGAGGAUUUGAAAAAAUGCACAGACAUUAUAAAACAAUGCAUAAAGAAAAAGUCAAGAGGUAGCAUCAAUGAAGGGAGUGGUAAUGAUGCAGUUUCUAGCUCUGAAACUGUCUAUAUGAAUGUAAUGACUAGGUUAGCAUCCUAUCUGAAAAAGUUACCAUUUGAAUUCAUGAAAUCUGGGAAUAAUGAGGCUAUAGAUUUAACAGAACUGGUCACUAAUAUGCCUAGCUUACAACUAACUCCUUUCUCACCAAUAUUUGGCAACGAACAGCCCCCUAAAUAUGAAGAUGUUGUUCAGCUCUCAGCUCCUGCCUCUGGACGGUUUCAGACUAUUGAACUGCAAGAUGACAAGCAAAAUUCUAGGAAAAUGGACACUGUAAAAUCCAUUCCAAACAACUCCCCAAAUUCCUUGUGUAACUUAGAGGUAAAUGAUCCCAGAACUUUAAAACCUGUCCAGCUUCAAUCACAGUCAUUAACCAUGAAUCCUUUAGAAAAUGUUUCUUCUGGUGACUUGAUGGAAACUCUUUAUAUUGAAGAAGAGUCAGAUGAAAAGAAAGCAUUAGAUAAAGGACAAAGGACAGAGAAUGGACCCAGUGAGGAGUUGUUAAAGAUACAUGAACAUAGAACAGAAUUUUCAGAACAUGAUACUCAUCUUAAAAAAUGUCCUGCCUCCAUAAAAAAUGAAAUUGGUAACAUAUUUGAGAAGCCAUUUGUUCAUCUAUCUAAGGAAGACUGUAAAUCAAAAGGUCCUAAAGUUGAAAGCAGAGACCAGAGAGAUUUUAUGAAUUCUAAUAGCCAGGAAGAGAUAGAUAAAUUAUUAAUGGAUUUGGAAUCUUUUUCACAGAAGAUGGAAACUUCUCUAAGAGAGCCACUUGCCAAGAGUAAAAACUCUGAUUCUCUAAAUAGUCAUAGUCAGUUGACUGGUCAGACCCCCAUAGAUCUUGAAUCUAAAUCUAAAGUCUCUUUACCCAUGGAAAAAGUCUCACCUUCCUGUCUAACAAGGAUUAUUGAAACCAAUGGACAUAAAAUAGAAGAGGAGGAUCGAGCCCUCUUACUGCGAAUUCUGGAAAGCAUUGAAGACUUUGCUCAGGAAUUGGUUGAAUGCAAAUCAGGCAGAGGGAGCCUAUCACAAGAAAAGGAAAUGAUGCAAAUUCUACAGGAAACCUUGACAACUUCUUCCCAGGCCAAUUUAUCAGGCUGUAGAAGUCCUGUUGGUGAUAAAGCCAAAGAUACUACUUCAAUGGUUUUGAUUCAGCAAACUCCAGAGGUGAUCAAGAUUCAAAAUAAACCAGAAAAGAAACCUGGAACACCACUUCCACCUCCAGCCACCUUGCCAAGUAGUCCCAGACCUCCCUCCCCUGUGCCUCAUGUGAAUAAUGUUGUGAAUACACCAUUGUCCAUAAACAUUCCACAGUUCUACUUUCCUGAAGGACUCCCAGAUACCUGCAGUAACCACGAACAGACUCUAAGCAGAAUUGAAGCCGCUUUUAUGGAUAUUGAAGAUCAGAAAGCAGACAUUUAUGAAAUGGGGAAAAUUGCAAAGGUCUGUGGCUGUCCUCUCUAUUGGAAAGCCCCCAUGUUCAGGGCUGCAGGGGGAGAGAAGACAGGAUUUGUGUCAGCACAGUCAUUCAUUGCCAUGUGGAAAAAAUUGCUGAAUAACCAUCAUGAUGAUGCCUCUAAAUUCAUCUGUCUUCUAGCAAAGCCCAGCUGCAACUCUCUAGAACAGGAGGAUUUCAUCCCUUUACUUCAGGAUGUGGUGGAUACACACCCUGGUCUUACGUUCCUGAAAGAUGCUCCAGAAUUCCACUCCCGCUACAUCACCACGGUUAUUCAGAGAAUAUUCUACACAGUCAACAGAUCUUGGAGCGGAAAAAUUACUUCGACAGAGAUAAGAAAAAGCAACUUUUUGCAAACUCUAGCCCUUUUGGAAGAAGAAGAAGAUAUAAACCAAAUCACAGAUUACUUCUCCUAUGAACAUUUCUAUGUUAUUUAUUGUAAAUUCUGGGAACUAGAUAGUGAUCAUGACCUCUACAUCAGCCAGGCUGAUCUAUCUCGAUACAAUGACCAGGCUUCAUCAAACAGAAUUAUUGAAAGAAUAUUCUCUGGAGCAGUAACAAGGGGAAAAACUGUACAAAAAGAGGGAAGAAUGAGCUAUGCAGAUUUUGUUUGGUUUUUGAUCUCUGAGGAAGACAAAAGGAACCCUACCAGCAUUGAGUAUUGGUUCCGCUGCAUGGACGUGGAUGGAGAUGGUGUACUCUCCAUGUACGAGCUGGAGUACUUCUACGAGGAGCAGUGUGAACGGAUGGAGGCCAUGGGCAUUGAGCCCUUGCCAUUCCAUGAUUUACUGUGCCAGAUGCUUGACUUGGUGAAGCCAGCCAGCGAUGGCAAAAUAACCCUAAGAGAUCUGAAGAGGUGCAGAAUGGCUCACAUCUUCUAUGACACUUUCUUUAAUCUGGAGAAAUACUUAGACCAUGAACAGAGAGAUCCCUUUGCAGUCCAGAAGGAUGUUGAAAACGAGGGGCCUGAGCCCUCUGACUGGGACCGGUUUGCUGCUGAGGAGUAUGAGACUCUUGUUGCAGAGGAAUCCGCACAAGCGCAGUUCCAAGAAGGCUCGUUUGAAGAUUACGAAACAGAUGAACCUGCCUCUCCCUCUGAAUUUGGAAACAAAGGCAAUAAAAUAGUAAGCUCAAGCCUUACAGAGAAAUGUGGAAAGCUUCAGUCAGUGAAUGAAUAGCUGCCAAUGUCUACAUGAAAGGAAGAUGUGUAUUUUAAAUGUUUUUUUCUUGUGAAGAGAUGUUCUAGUUUGCAUACUGUGUUUCAAAGGCUUUGAUUUCUCCAAAUGUGUAUCUGCACUAGGAACUUUAAAAUGCUUUUAUGCAAUAGGUCUGGAUACACACUCAACUUAGGAGAUGCCUCCAGUUUGCCUCAAACCUCUUACAGAGCCUUUCCUCAGAAGUGAAUAUGAGGUACCAUCACGUUCCAAAGUGCGAAAAAGCACUCUAUACCCCUGAGUGUACCAAGGAUCUCUUGGGGACAGAGUUCUCUGCACAGAGCAGAAGUUGCCUCAGUGUUGGCCAGCAUUCCUGAGGCUCCUCGGGCUCCUAUGGAGCCUAGAAGAAACCUUCACUUCCAGAAAACUUGAGUCAAAAAAUUCUGGAACUUGAAAAAGCAGUAAGAGCCUCCAGAAUUGACUUAGCCCUAGUAAUAAAAGCACUGCCAAAA